Messenger RNA from Anguilla anguilla (European eel), 1916 nucleotides. It is a transcript of the gene kcnj16a, whose product is annotated as potassium inwardly rectifying channel subfamily J member 16. The record is from RefSeq and is a predicted model, not a curated record. Gene Ontology annotation, molecular function: inward rectifier potassium channel activity. Gene Ontology annotation, cellular component: plasma membrane. Gene Ontology annotation, biological process: regulation of monoatomic ion transmembrane transport; potassium ion import across plasma membrane. Bases 234 to 1433 code for a protein of 399 amino acids. Lineage: Eukaryota; Metazoa; Chordata; Actinopteri; Anguilliformes; Anguillidae. The transcript has 2 exons.
GCGACCACCGGAUGGAUUUUUAAAAUAUCAGGCCUGCGUUUUCAUAAGCGAAUUUACUGGACUUCCUUUGAAAAGCUAGCGCGCAGCAACGGGAGCUACCUGAUCUCGCAGCUAUUUUAACCGAAACUAAAAUUGUACUGUCAUCUGAAUUUAUACACAUUUCUGCAAACGUUUUGACGAGCUAUUCUUUCACUCUUAACACAAGAACAUUAGCUUUCUAACAAGCUAGAAGUAUGACUGACAUUGGUUUGCUCUUGGACGAGAAGCUGGUAGGGGGGCUCGCUAGCUCGGUGUGGUGUUGGUGCUUUAGCAGGAUGAGCUCCACUGGCGUGCAGUACACCACGGUGCAGUCCUCGGACCGGCCCGUGACUCUGAGCGUGGGGAUGGGGCCUGGGCAGGCGGACAGGAAGCCGCGCUACAUCCAGAGAGACGGCAGCUGCAGGCUGGCCCUGGAGCACGUCCCGGGGCACCUGGGGCUGUACGUGACAGACAUCUUCACCACGCUGGUGGAGAUCCGCUGGCGGGUGAUGUUCCUGCUCUUCUCGCUGUCCUACAUCCUGUCCUGGCUGUUCUUCGGCCUGCUCUUCUGGAUCAUCGCGCUGGCGCACGGGGACCUGGUCGGCCUGUCCGACGGGCCGUGCGUGGACAACGUGCGCAGCUUCACCGCCGCCUUCCUCUUCUCCCUGGAGACGCAGACCACCAUCGGCUACGGCUUCCGCGGGAUGACGGAGAACUGCGCGGUGGCCAUCGCCCUGGUGACCGUGCAGGACGUUCUCAGCUGCUUCAUCGACACCGUGGUCAUCGGCAUCGUGGUGGCCAAGAUGGCGUCCGCGCGCAAGCGAGCGCAGACGGUGGGCUUCAGCAGCUGCGCGGUGAUCAACCGCCGCGACGGCCACAUGUGCCUGUCCUGGCGCCUGGGCGACUUCCGUAAGAACCACAUGGUGGAGGGCGUGGCCACGGCCCAGAUCGUCCGGCUCCAGCAGCGGACCUCCGGCGAGGUGGGCGUGGCCUACCAGGACCUCCCCCUCCAGCAGAGCGACAUCCUCCUGGCCACGCCCACCACCGUGACCCACCCGAUCGUGCUCGGCAGCCCGCUGUACGGCCUGAGCAUGCUGGACUUGUACCGGGAGGACUUUGAGCUGGUGGUGUCCUUCACCUACACGGGCGACUCCACCGGCAUCCUGCACCAGACCCGCUCCUCCUACCGGCCCGCCCAGAUCCGCUGGGGCGCGCGCUUCAAGGACGUCCUGCUGGUGAAUGGGCCGAGCUACAGGGCUGACUACACCCUGUUCCAUGAGACCGUCCCGGUCCAGUUCCACGCCCGCAGCGCCCAGGACCAGGACCGCUGCAAGCCGGACGACCCCGCCACCACCCCCGCCCUGACCAAUGGCCAAGCACCACCCAAUGCCAGCCCCACCCAUGCAACCCCAUAGGCGCUCUGAGCACUGCAAAAACAGCACACACACACACACACACACCACACACACUCACACUCACACACACACGCUCACACACACACACACACACACCACACGCACUCACACUCACACACACACGCUCACACACACACACACACACACCACACACGCUCACACACACACACACUCACACACACACAUCUCAUACCUGGGACUGGAUAAAGCCUGUUUAAUCUUCUUCUUGUAUUGGACAUAGAAACACAGGAAAGUCAUAGCAGCGGUGGCUUGGGAUUCCGGUUUGCAAACUGGCGUGAGACUCUAACAUAUUUAAACUCUCUAUUAGGGUAGACAACCUACUUCUGCCUGACCCCUUCUCCCUCUCCGCUUCCUCAGCCUAGGGAACAUUUACCACAGACUCUGUCUCAUUUUCCUAUGAUUGUGCAUAUUAAAACCCUUUUAUUAAUACUCCGUUCUUAUUAAACACUAUCCGUCAUCUAA